Messenger RNA from Ananas comosus (pineapple), 1710 nucleotides. RefSeq names its product GDP-mannose transporter GONST3. NCBI's taxonomy places the organism in Eukaryota, Viridiplantae, Streptophyta, Magnoliopsida, Poales, Bromeliaceae. Bases 190 to 1356 code for a protein of 388 amino acids. Gene Ontology annotation, cellular component: Golgi apparatus. Gene Ontology annotation, molecular function: antiporter activity; GDP-fucose transmembrane transporter activity. The transcript has 2 exons. The record is from RefSeq and is a predicted model, not a curated record.
UAGCCUAUAUGCUUCAUUAAGCUCUUUGUUAGGAUUAAAAGUUUUCAUCUUGUUCGUCUUCUUCAUCCUCUUACUUGCUUUCUAGCUCUAGAUGUUUAUAUCUCUAGAGCUUCUAUGAGAGCAGAUUAAGUUCCUUUUUUUCUCUUUCUCUCUCUCUCUCUUUGCCUUGCUCUUCUUUGUGAUUGUUGUAUGGCAAAUCCUCGUGCGACCCGUUUCAAGAUGCCUACUACUUCAGAGACCUCGAAGGAAAACCCUUCCUCUAACUUGAGUGACGCAAAUCUCACGUCAAAAACCGAACUGCCCUGGACUGACAUUCUCGCAAGCCUAGCCCAGAAAGCAUCAGUCUAUGGAGUCGCUAUCGGCUACUGCCUAUCCGCCUCACUUCUUUCCAUUAUCAACAAAUGGGCAGUAAUGAAAUUUCCCUACCCAGGUGCCUUAACUGCCCUCCAAUACCUAACCAGCGUUCUUGGAGUUCUCAUAUGCGGACAGCUAAGGCUCAUAGAACAUGAUUCCCUUAAUCUACGAACGAUGUGGAAGUUCUUACCCGCUGCUGUGAUGUUCUACAUUUCGAUUUUCACAAACAGUGAGCUCCUCCUCCAUGCCAAUGUUGACACAUUCAUCGUGUUCCGUUCUGCUGUCCCCAUUUUCGUGGCCAUCGGAGAGACUCUCUACCUUCACCAGCCGUGGCCCUCAUUUAAGACAUGGGUCUCUUUAUCCACUAUCUUAGGAGGCAGUGUGAUCUAUGUUCUCACCGAUUACCAAUUCACUGUGACGGCUUAUAGCUGGGCGGUGGCUUAUCUCGUCAGCAUGUCGAUCGACUUUGUGUAUAUCAAGCACGUGGUGAUGACCAUCGGGCUUAACACGUGGGGGCUUGUGCUAUACAACAAUUUGGAAGCACUUCUGCUUUUCCCACUAGAGCUUCUUAUAAUGGGGGAGUGGGACAAGAUGAAGGACGAUAGUGCCAAAGUUGCAAAUUGGUAUUCUUUUGAGGUGAUAUUGCCUGUGGGCCUUUCGUGCUUGUUUGGCUUGUCGAUUUCUUUCUUUGGGUUUUCAUGCAGAAGGGCUAUUUCGGCCACGGGCUUCACCGUGCUCGGGAUAGUGAAUAAGCUUCUAACGGUCGUGAUUAACUUGGUCAUUUGGGAUAAGCAUGCUUCCUUGGUGGGCACCAUCGGGUUGCUUAUAUGCAUGUCCGGGGGCGUUCUAUACCAGCAAUCGACUACCAAACCAAAAGCACCGAAGGUUGAAGCAAAAGCCGAAGCUGAUGAUGAGGAGCAGCAGAAGCUGCUUCAGAUGCAGUCGAGCGGAGAAGCUGAUUCGACUAAGAAGCUCGGUGUUGUUUCUGAAAGCCCCAAGUGAUGGUUUCCUAUGAGGGAUUUAAUCCAUUUUUCAGCUUCUCAGCGUGCGAUUCUUUGAGGGUCAUCUCAUCUGUUUUUCGAUUCUUUCAAACGUCGAGAUGUAUUUCUUACAGGAAAUAUUAUAGAAGAAGAUUAUCUUCGAACUACACAGGUAAAAUUUGAUGGAGAAUACGAAAGAUCGAAAUGUUAGUGAUAAGUUACACGAUAAUAAUUGUCUCUUUAGUUUUUGCUGAAAGUUGUAUUAGUAGAUUGAGAUCUCUUCUCAGAUAUAUUUUCAUAUACGAAAGCUGUUGCCUAUUCAUAAAGUGAAAAUUUCCUUUUGUCAGAUAAUAGUAUGGUUGCAUUAUUGGUAAAA